This is a messenger RNA of Xylona heveae TC161, 1522 nucleotides long. Its product is annotated as Acetamidase/Formamidase. NCBI's taxonomy places the organism in Eukaryota, Fungi, Ascomycota, Xylonomycetes, Xylonales, Xylonaceae. The coding region runs from base 1 to 1233 and encodes 410 amino acids. Gene Ontology annotation, molecular function: hydrolase activity, acting on carbon-nitrogen (but not peptide) bonds, in linear amides. The transcript has 7 exons. The record is from RefSeq and is a predicted model, not a curated record.
AUGGUCAUUCGGACAGCAGCAAAAGUGGAUUUGAACAAGCCACCGGAAGAGCAGACUUGUUUGCAUAAUCGAUGGCAUCCAGAUAUCCCCUUUAUCUCACGCAUUGCCCCCAACGAAGUCGUCAAGAUCGAAUGUCUCGACUGGACAGGCGGCCAGAUCAAGAACAACGACAGCGCCGAGGACAUUCGCAACGUGGACUUGACCAAGAUCCACUACCUCACUGGCCCAUUUGAAAUCGGGACGGCCGAGCCGGGUGAUAUUCUCGUCGUUGAGAUUCAAGACGUACAGCCAUUCGACGAGCAGCCGUGGGGCUUCACCGGCGUAUUUGAUCGUCAUAAUGGCGGCGGCUUUCUCGAUGAGAUUUAUCCUCAUCCAGCCAAGGCAAUCUGGGACUUCGAAGGCAUAUUCGCGUCCUCGCGACACAUUCCGCACGUUCGCUUUCCGGGACUUAUCCACCCUGGGAUCCUGGGCUGUGCUCCCUCGGCCGAGAUCCUCGCCGAAUGGAACCGGCGCGAGGGCGAAGUCGUCCAGUCCAAGGUCCACGAACUGAACAGAGACGUGGCCCAGCUGCCGCAGCCACAAAAUGUUCAUGCAGGACAGGCUAACAUCUCGCAUCCGGAUCUCAAGGCCAAAGUCGGCCGUGAGGGCGCCCGCACGAUCCCAGGCCGCCCUGAAAAUGGCGGAAACUGCGACAUUAAGAAUCUCUCGCGAGGAAGUAAAGUGUUUUUGCCCGUGCAUGUGCCCGGUGCGGGGUUUAGUGUAGGGGACUUGCAUUUUUCUGAAGGCGACGGCGAGAUCUCCUUUUGCGGCGCCAUCGAAAUGGCAGGCAUCAUUACACUCAAAAUGAGCGUGAUGAAGAACGGCAUGGCGGACCUAGGCCUCAAAUCGCCCAUCUAUAUACCCGGUCCUGUCGAGCCGCAUUACGGACCGGGCCGGUAUUUGACAUUCGAAGGCUUCAGCGUCGACGAGCACGGCAAGCAGCAUUACAUGGAUGCGACGGUUGCGUAUCGCCAGACGGUCUUGCAGUGUAUACAGUAUUUGAAGCGGUUUGGCUACGACGAUUACCAAAUCUACUUGUUACUCUCGUGUGCGCCGAUACAGGGACAUAUCGCCGGCAUCGUGGAUAUCCCUAAUGCAUGCACGACACUCGGCCUGCCAAUGGAUAUUUUCGACUUUGACAUUUCGCCUACGGGACCAGCGACGAAGAUGGACAUGGGGGCUUGUGCAAAGUAGGGGUAUAGCUACUUUUCUUUGUACGUCACCAGGUGAAGAUAAUUUGACAGAGGACCGGAGAAUAGUGUUUCCAUUUUUCUUAAAAAAAGAAAAAAAGAAAAAGAAAGAAGAAAAUGAAACAAUAUAUAAAACUACAAGAUACCUACUACGGUACUACCUACCUACCAUAUUUGCGCAACUGCUUCCACUCAUAGUACCGUUGUCGAACAUUGUCUCCAAAAAAGGCAAGAACAAGGGACAAGACAAGAGUGACAAAAGUCAGCGGAAGAGCAAUCUCCCAAAAAAGACC